Gasterosteus aculeatus aculeatus (three-spined stickleback) is the source of this 3717-nucleotide messenger RNA. The record is from RefSeq and is a predicted model, not a curated record. NCBI's taxonomy places the organism in Eukaryota, Metazoa, Chordata, Actinopteri, Perciformes, Gasterosteidae.
AUCGAACCUGCGCUCCGAACGCCGCUUUUCGACGCAGAUUUCCGCACGACGCUGCGCCGACCGGUCAGGGAAAUACCUCCAUCCUCGCACCGAUUCAACGCGUACGCGCGCGCACGGAUAUUUAAUUAUAACCAGCGGGUAUUCGCCCACCUCCCCCCCAAAAACCCGCAGCAUCCGCUGCCUGGUUUGAACCCGUCACCCGGCCCGUUCUCCCGCUGCAUGCUCUCUAGAGAUCCGGGUCGAGCCGACCGAGCCUCGGCGAUGCUCUCCGUUGGUCCCCGGUGAACACCGGGUACAGCGUGCAGCGUUUUCUAUCCGUCAUGAGUCCGCUUUGACCCUCCGGGUGACGGUUCGGUGUGCAGCUGACUGGCUCCUAAUCCGCUCUAAUGAGAUAGAGACGCGGGGGGGGGGCGGUUUAUUAUUUUCUUUUGCAGAGGGCCGCCUCUCGGCUCCAAGCUGUGCCAAGGAGUCUCCUCGCGUGCAUGCGACCACGGUGGAGGUGAUGGCGAUGAUGUCAUCGGUUUGCGGUGGCAGGUGAUGAGCAGCAAGCUGGACCGCGAGGCUGCAGCCGUCGCCGUCGUCGUCACCGUCACCGUCGUAGUCGGUGACCUGCUGCAGACCGAUAAUGAAGAACAGGCUUUUCACCUAUUCAAGUCGCUGCUGAUUGGAUGCUUCUUGUGGAUGCAUGUCUCCAUUCAGCAAAUAGACGUCCGAAUACUUGAGUUAACGAGUGUUUUUUGAAUGUGGAACUAUAUUUCUACUGUGACACGUUACCCCUCGCUAGUGAAGCAUUGUGAUUUGUGUGGCAGGGUUGAGGGUUUCCCCCAAACAGCUGCUUCAAGCUUAACGCCAGCGACUCAGCUCUGGCUUGUCAGGCGGGGGCGUCGUCCAUGUGGGCGUCAUGCUGUGGGCUGCUGAACGAGGUGAUGGGCACGGGGACGGUGCGGGCGCAGCAGCCGGGCUUCGGGGCCGGGGCCGGGCCCUUCCGCUUCGCCCCCAGUGCCGGGUACUCCACCUACCCCCCCACCAGCGCCGGGAGCGCCGGGCAGCUGUGCAAGGCGUGCGGACUGGCCUUCUCCGUGUUCAGACGCAAGCACAUCUGCUGCGAUUGUAAGAAGAGCUUCUGCGCCCUGUGCUCGGUGCUCCAGGAGAACCUGCGCUGCUGCAUGACCUGCCACCUGCUGCGCGGCACGGCCUUCCAGAGGCCUCGGCUCAUGCGGCUCCGAGUGAAAGACCUGCGGCAGUACCUGCUGCUGCGCAACAUCUCCACCGACACGUGCCGGGAGAAGGAGGACCUGGUGGACCUGGUGCUCUGUCAUCGGGGGACGAGGGAGUCCCCGAGGCCGGUGGCCGAGGCCGAGGAGGGAGAGGAGGAGGAGGAGGACGAGGAGGAGGAAGAUGAAGAUGAAGAGGACACACAUGAGGAGGAGGAGGAGGACGAAGAUGAAGGGGGAGACGACACAGACAGCCUGCACUCGCUCCCCCACUCGCUCCCGGCCGCCUCGCCCCCCCCGGCCCCUCGCUCCGCCUCCCAACAGUCGGGGCUCUCCGCCUCUCCGGGAGACGCGCCGAGCCCCAGUGACAGCUCAGGGACCAGCAGCCAGGAGCAGGAGGACACUCCAACGGCGUCCCUCUUGAACCUGGAGCCGGCAGAGAGUUUCAUGGAGGUCAGUCCGGCGACACAGAGGAGGAUCAGGGCCUCGCUGUCCGAUCUGGACAACGAAGAGGCGAUCGAGAACCUCUCCGUGCGACAGCUCAAAGAGAUUCUCGCCAGGAACUUUGUCAAUUACUCCGGCUGCUGCGAGAAGUGGGAGCUGCUGGAGAGGGUGCAUCGACUCUACAGAGAAAACGAGCAGAACAGGAAAUCCAUGGAAAACGUGAGCAUAACUGCAGACGGCGUCAAGGCCCAGCUGGCGGCGGAUGAAAACCUGUGCCGCAUCUGCAUGGACGCCUUCAUCGACUGCGUGCUGCUGGAAUGUGGUCACAUGGUCACCUGCACCAAAUGCGGAAAGCGGAUGAGCGAGUGCCCCAUCUGCAGGCAGUACGUGGUGCGGGCCGUCCACGUCUUCAAGUCUUAAAGCCGCGGCGGUCGGCGCGGCCCCUCAGGUCGCCGCCCCCCCCCACCCCCGAACUCUGGAUUUACCGGCCCGAGGAGGAACUACUGUGCAUGACAUCUCGCGGCGGGGCCUAAUUGCUGCGGCGGGUUCGAGCAACUUCUGUGUCUUUGGAAGCAAAGACUGUUGCCUCUGGACAACCAUGGUCCCCCCCUACUAACUCAUAUUCAAGCCCACCUUCUCCGCCCUGUCGGACCGUCAUCAGCUGCACCGGGACACACACACACACACACACACACACACUCUCUCUCUGGUCUGUGAAACACAGCAGAAGCCCGUGGCGUCACUCUCUGCUCUCCAUCGCGGGUUGUGGUUGGUUCUCCGAGGAGACGAACGUGGUCCCGUGGAUACUUGAAGAGGAUCGCGUUGUUUGUACGUGGCGAUCGGGAGCAGAAAAAAAAAAAAAGAUCCCAGGGUUGGAGUUGAUAUCGUUUACACAGUCGUGCCACGUGACGCCGUGUUUUCUCCCUCAGUGUUCUUUAGGAUGUGCAAUAUUUAAAAGAAGAGACUUACGUGUGUUUUUAUUAAAUGUCUUUUUUGUUAACGCCGAACCCCCACGAGCAACCGGGUCGUCUCGUCUCGCACACGGAAGUGUGCAAGGUGCCAAACGUCAUGCCUUCCGAUUGAAAUUUGGUUCAGAUUUCUUGGGAUCUUCAAUCUCACAACCAGCGAGCUUGAUGUGGUGGUUUCAUCUCUUCUUUUCUCAAAUAGACUUAAAUAAGUGUGCAGCACUUGCUUAGUGAAUGAUGUGAUUGUUUUUGUCAUCGAGGACAAAGAAUGCUGAGACACAGAGUGAAGGUUCGUCGCCUUUUGAAACGGCAGUUUGAGGGAAAGAAAAGUCUUAAUCUGGACCUCGAGGCACUUUCACAGGCUUCCUCUGCGAGUUUGCUUGGUUGCCAUGGAGAUGGCUCGAUCAUUUGAAUGUUCUCAUCCUUCUCCUGAGGGAAAAAAAACCACGAGACAAGAAAAAUUUAAUGGGUCGACCUUUUGUGAAGACUUUUUUUCUUUUCUUUUAAUCUUUAUUUUAAAGACUCCCUUUUUCAUUCCAAAUAACUGCCACCAAACAAUUGCAUUUAGUGUCAGAGUCUACCACGUGUCUGUCUUUGAUCGUGCUGUCCGUUAACGUGUCCAUGAUCUUAGGCAGGUGACCGGUGCUACUUGUAACAUCUACGUUUUUUUGACAUGUUGUCGAGGCCUCCUUCCAAAUACCCACCACAGAGCGAGAGGCAGGGAGAGCUCGGUUUACGUUGACCUGUUUAUGCAAAUGAAACACUUUUUUUCUUGUCAUGUGACAUCGAGUAAACUCAGAUGUCACUAAAAUAUGUGUUCAGUAUGCCUGUGGUACUUUUUUUUUUUUUUUUUUUUUUUUUUUUUUUUAAAGAAGCGGAAGUGCUGUUAAGCGAAUGGCGUAGAUAACUUAUAUCGUUGUUAAGUCAUUAAAUGUAUAUUUUUUUCCAUUUACUUGGGAGGCGACAUGAUUUUAAGAUUAUAGGAAGCUAAAACGUACCGUUUUUUCAGAAUGUAUCUGCUGAGUUUGGUCGGACGGGUUCCUCUGUCCUCUGAUCACCUCACUCUCUCACCAUUAAAAGAUGCGUCAGUCGUA